AUGGCAAAUAAAAUCAAAGUUUCAUCUGAAUCGGAUCCAGUACCUGUAUCAACAAAUACAGUCGGUUAUAUGACGACCAUCACAUACAAUCCAUGUUAUGGAUGUAGUGUUGCUCAUCGACAAAUUCCAAUAACUCCUCUUCGUCAACUAGAAUUAAAAAAUGAAUCCUCAUUACCUAUAAAACAAAAAGAAUCUUCUACAACAAUAAUGAUUCUAUCUCAACCUCAAUCAUCACCAAUUAUUCAUUUUGCUAAUCAACACUAUCUACAAAAACAGUCAUUUUUUCUUCUUCAACAACAAUAUGCUGUAUUAGAUAAUCUUCCUCAAUCAACUCCAAUAUCAUCUUCAAUAUUACCAUUAAAUAUUCUUGAUAAUCCACGUCCAAAAGAAAUUCCAAAUGAAAAAAUGACCCCAUUAAAAACAAAACUAACAAUUCGAUUUGAAUUAUUUUCAAUAACUAAUGAUCAAAUUAUUUAUCGACCACCACCACCACCACUUCUUGCACUCUCUCAAACUAUUCGAAGAAAAUAUCUUGAACAAUUAAUUGAAAUAAAAUUAAAUAAUCAAUUACGAUCUAUUAAAGAUUUACCAAUUUCACCAACAAAUUAUUCAUUUGUUUUUCAUGGAAUUAUAUCAACGUAUAUUUUGAGAAUAAAAAAAAAAAAAAAUUUCAUUUUUUUUUUUUUUUUUGAUGACAAUUAG
Molecule: messenger RNA, 702 nt
Organism: Rotaria sp. Silwood2
Lineage: Eukaryota; Metazoa; Rotifera; Eurotatoria; Philodinida; Philodinidae
Source: the annotation of a GenBank genome assembly